CAGGAGUUGAGGGGAGGUGGGGGACGUAAGGAAUGGCUGAAAACUGACGGUGCUCUCCUGCAAGAAAACAAACCAGGACGCAAAUUACCGUCCGGCAUGUUUAGUUGAGGACCUCAGUUCCACAGGACCAGCCUUUUUUUUUUUUUUUUGGCUACGCAUUACCAGGUACCGCUCCGUUUCAUUUUGUUUUGUGCGUUAUUUAUUGGGACAACGAAAACGUAAAAGAACGCAAGGUAGGCUGGCGCCCCUGUCGCCAACACUGCCACUUUAUUUCCAUGGACUAAUACGACAAACGGUGUUGAGAAAUGCUUCUCGGCAAGGUUGCUUGCUCGUCCUCACAGGCGGCGUGUGGUUUUUAAGCUAGCUAAACAUUCGCGUGCGCAUUUUUUUCUUCUGGCUCGUGAAUGUAUGAAGUGUUCGGACGUUAAAAUUUGUUCUACAAAGCGUCGGUCAGGCUUCAUCUCUUCAUGCCUCAACCGAUCAACUGCUUGAGAAGUCGACGUCCGGAGUAGAACAAACCACAAACAAAGGCCUUUUUUCCCCCCACCGCUUUCACCUGAAGCGACGAGGAGAAAAUGCGUGUGGAUUUGUUUUGGAUGUGUUUGUGGUGCUUUCUUCGUCUCAGUGCCUGCGGUCAAGGGCAGUCGACGGCCGUAUGUUCGCCCUCAUGCAACUGCGAUGAAGACUGGGGUGCAGACUGCUCCGGGAGAGGACUAACCACCGUCCCAACUGGGCUCGGUGCUUUCACUUACUACCUUGACCUGAGCAUGAACAACAUCACAGAGCUUCCUGCAUAUGUAUUCAAGAACUUUCCCUAUCUGGAAGAACUACGACUUGCAGGGAAUGACCUGACAUUCAUCCACCCUGACGCCCUGUCUGGACUGCAUCAGCUCAAAGUCCUGAUGCUUCAGAAUAAUCAGCUCAAAUCUGUACCCAGUGCAGCACUGAAGAGCCUUCAUUCUCUCCAAUCUCUUCGCCUGGAUGCAAACCACAUUACAACAGUACCAGAUGACAGCUUUGAAGGCCUUCAGCAGCUGCGUCACCUCUGGUUGGAUGAUAACCACCUGACGGAGGUCCCAGUUGGUUCAUUGAGACACCAGGCGAACCUUCAGGCUCUGACCCUAGCACUCAACCGCAUCCUGUACAUACCAAAUAACGGCUUUGCAAACCUCACCAGUCUAGUAGUGCUGCAUCUUCAUAACAACAGAAUUAAAGAGAUUGGAGACAACAGUUUUAAUGGACUGGUGAACCUGGAGACACUAGAUCUUAACUUUAACAACCUGAUGGUGUUUCCCAAAGCUAUAGAGGCCUUACCCAAGCUGAAGGAACUUGGGUUUCACAGCAAUGAUAUUGCAUCCAUACCUGAAGGGGCCUUUCAUAACAACCCCCUGCUACGAACCAUACAUCUUUAUGACAACCCGCUGUCGUUUGUGGGAGCCUCAGCCUUCCAGAAUCUAUCUGACCUGCACUCUCUGAUGUUGCGUGGGGCGAGUAUGAUGCAGGACUUUCCCAUCCUUACAUGGACCAAUAAUCUUGAGAGUCUGACUCUUUCAGGAACCAAACUAUCAUCAUUACCCGCUGAUCUGUGUGAGGAUCUGAAGUUGCUGAGGACACUUGACCUUUCCUACAAUGAGAUAAAGCAGUUACCAUCCCUCCAGGGCUGCGUCCAGCUGCAGGAGAUAAGUUUUCAGCACAAUCACAUUCAGCAGAUUGACAGAGACACUUUUCAAGGUCUCACUGCUCUCCGCUUGCUAGACUUGAGCAGAAAUGAAAUCCGAGUCAUCCACAAAGACGCUUUCCUUACCCUCAAUGCUCUCACCAACCUAGAUCUGAGUAUGAACUCUCUGGCUGGGAUUCCGACGUCUGGACUGAGCGCUGUUAGCCAGCUGAAACUGUCAGGGAAUCCACAGAUGAAAAACACACUCACUGCAAAAAACCUUCCAAAACUUCGGUCCAUCUCUGUCCCUUACGCCUACCAGUGUUGUGCAUUUGUUGGAUGUGACUCAUUGAAGAGUUCUUCUGAAGAAGCUGACAUGAAGAAAUCUACAGGUGGGGAGGAUGGGGAACGAAUCUCAAUGAUUAUGCAUUGCUCACCUUCACCAGGAGCCUUUAAGCCUUGUGAGCACCUCCUGGGUAACUGGAUGAUUCGUCUGACAGUCUGGUUUAUCUGCCUGGUGUCGCUGGUCUUUAACAGCCUGGUGCUGGUUGUCACGCUCUCUCCCAUUCAACGAGCAGCUGGUCAUUCCCACGACCUGACUCCAUCUCUGUCUCCAGCCAGACUGCUGAUGGGACUUCUGGCCCUGGCCAACUUACUCACAGGCUUGUAUGUUGGUGUGCUGACCGUGCUGGAUGCUGCUACUUGGGGAUCCUUCGCUGAGUUCGGAGUGUGGUGGGAGAUGGGCCCUGGUUGUCAAAUCACAGGAGCUCUGGCCGUCUUCUCAUCUGAGUGGUCAGUUUUGUUGCUGUCGCUGGCAGCCGUGGAGCGCAGCGUGGCUGUGCGGAUGAUUCUAGGAAAGGCAAUGAUGUUGCCCAGGAGGAAUGGCAGCAACCAUCGCAGAUACUUCAGGAGAAAUCGACGCUUCAGCCUGGCUGCAGCGCUGCUGGGGCUGCUGGCUGCUGCUGGAGCUUGCCUGCCUCUGCUAACAGUCACCGAGCAGUCCUCAUCUCCUCUCUGCCUGCCAUUUGCUGGUGGAGAGAGUCCAGCUCUGAGUGUUACAGUCAUUCUCGUGCUGCUCAACGCCCUGGCUUAUCUGUUCACAGCUGCAGUUUACACCCAGCUGUACUGCCACCUUGGCCGGGUGGAGCUGGCGGAUCCAGAACAGACAGGUGCCCUGCGCCAUGUGGCUUGGCUAAUCUUCACCAACUGCAUCUUCUUCUGCCCAGUGGCAGCUUUCUCCUUUGCCCCUCUGUUGACCGGCUCGACAGCUGGUGGCCCAGAGAUUGCAAAGUCUGUCACUCUCAUUUUCUUCCCGCUGCCUGCAUGUCUGAACCCGGUGUUGUAUGUGUUCUUCAGCCCGGCCUUCAGAGAGGACUGGUUGAGACUACGUGGUCUUGGAGGUUUGACCAGGGAGGUCAAGGCUGGUGCUGAAAGUCACUGCGAUGACAGUGGUGGAGGUUCAGAGCUCACAGACAGAGGCUCCUCCACCCAUCUGGGCUUUGACUGUGGUGUAUACUCACAGCUAUGUGGAGAGAUGGUUGUAUGUGAGCAGUGUGAGGCAGCACUGCAUGCCAGGACCUGCUCUUCUCCCUCCUCCACAGUCUGUAGACAUUUGGUAAAGUCUCACAGCUGUCCCACCCUCCUGGCUGGAGCUGCAGUGUGCCAGCGCUCUGAGGGGUUUUGGGCAGACAGCGGCACACCCUCUGCUCAGUCUGAGUACGCCGACGAGGGAGACUCAUUUGUGUCAGACAGUUCGGACCAGGUUCAGGCCUGUGGCAGAGCCUGCUUCUGCCAAAGUAGAGGCCUUCCACUUGUACACUACCCAUACAACAUACCUCGAGUCAAGGACUAAGGACGCCCCAGAGCUCCACCACUUGUGUGCACAGGUUUUUCAUGUGAAUUUAGAUUCUCCAAGAGUAUAAUUUUUUUUUAAAAUAUCAAAUAAGAAAAUGUGCCAACUACCCUGUAAAUCAUCAAGCACUUAUGUAUGUAAUUACUGUGUUAACAAAUGCAACCAAUCAUUUAAAGGGAAUUUGGCUUUUUUAUGUUAGAGAUGAUCUCUAAAUGAAAUGAACUGAGCGUGUCAUCUUGCAAAAGAAUAUUUUGCCACUGGUGCCUGCCUGCCUCAUGCUUUCAACUGGUUUGAGGAUGUUGAUGCAAGUGUGUGUGAAGAUUCUGUGAUUUUUUUCUUUUGUAUUGUACUCAUAAGCUUUUUAAAUUUUAAUUAUUCAUUUAAUUUGUAGAAAUAUAAAACUCCUCCACAGCAACAAUAGAUUUUAUACUUUAUGCCAUCAGGGGCGAAUAGUGUACAGUGUUUGGCCCUAUCUUGGCUGGGAAUGAUAGAUCGGUCAGUCUAUGAUAAACAUGUCUUUGCUUUAAAUUCCUAAGACUAAGAAUGUGAUAAAAGUAGCAGACAUCACUGUUUUAGCAAUAAAUGUGCUUGCUGGUUUUGAUGUUAUUUAUUGUUUGAGCAGCGGGCGUGUGUGGGUGGAGAUGGUGAAUGAUAAGUAAAGAAGACGACUUGACACGUAUUCACCAAAGCAACACCUCUCUGCUGAUUUUGUGACAGACAAGAAGACACACAGGUUUAGGUCAUUUAUUUGUUGAUUGUUAAAUCCACUUUAAGCCUUAUUUUUGGCCAUUAUUUUGUGUGUGUGCUCGCAUGUGUAGCGUUUUUUGUUUUGCUUUUUUUCCCCAAUCAAAACAUCUGCCUUCAAUCUGCAGAGCAAAUUUUUCUGUUAAGACUUGCAGAACUCCUCAUGUUUAGAUGAGAUCCGAUUUUGAUCUGAUGUUCAAAUUAAUUUUGGCAUGUGGAUCGUUUGCUCUGUGUUGUUAAAUAUUGUUUGAAAAGUACAGAGAGCCUAAUGAAUAAGAACUGCUUAGUGAUAUUAAAGCAUAACCAUGCACAGGAAAUCCCCCCCCAAAAAAUUUCUAUAAAUCUAUUAAAAUAGAUUUUGGCUCCUAGAACAACUCAAACUUAUGAAUACUUUCCAAGUUAAACGCAAAAGUAAUCCCACUUUUCCUUUUGCUUGAUUGGAAGGCAGCAUGUGACUGGCUGCCAGCUGAGUCAAUAAGAUGGUGUGUACGCAAGGCUAAAAAGCACAAAAUGGACCAGUAUAAUUAAGCAUCUGCUGUUUGUUCUUGUUCAAAUUUUUUUCUUUGUGUUUGUGUACCUGCUCUACAGUGACCCGUAAAUGUGUAAUGAUGUUAGAUUAAAAAAAAAAAAAAAACUUUUUUUUUUUAUAUAAGUGCAGUUUUAUCAUCAGCAGGUGACUCAUUUGUUCAUUUCAGUGCAUAGUGAUUUCAUUUCCAUUGUAUACAUCACUAGACAGCAUUGUUGUAAAAUAAAUAAAUCUAGAUCUGUUUUCAUUCUGAUUUCUGACCUGAGUGAAACUCUGUAACGAAGGCCUGACUAAUGUGUGAUGUGCUGGAGCAUGACUGUACACAUUAAGGUGGUUACACCCUCAGAGCAUCUAUCCACAAGUGCACAUCAUGUGAGUGCUCAGGAAUUUAGGCAAUGUAGGGAAGCGUUCUCUUCCAACAGGAUGUUCUUGUGGCUUUUUUAAAUGCACCGUUCUGUUUUAAAUGUUAUGAAUUUACUUUGUUUUCAUGACGCGUUGCCUCGACUAGAUGUGUAAAUUUGCAACAACCAAAAAAUGUGGAUUGAUUGAGACGAAUGAUGUCCCAUCAGGUGAAAAUGUACACAUCUUUCAGUGGUUUGGUUGCUUUUGCAUUUGUAUGUAAAUUAUUUGAAAAGAUAACAAGUAAUCAAGAAUGGGAUGUUAAGUAAGGAAGCUACCUCCUCGACUGUAGUGGUUGCCAACAGUGCUUUGUAAAAGAGUCUGUUUCAUGUGUCCUUCUUUGUUCGCAUUCUUGGCUUUAUCUUCUUAUAUCUGGCUGUACAUCAUUUAUAGUUAUGUGCAAAUUCUGGGAGGAAUCUAUGUACUGUAUACUGUGAUUGUUUUUUUUAUUAUAAUUAUUUUUUAACCAAACCAUAAACUAUUAAAUGUUUUAUCUUUUAUAGAUACAAAGUUGCAGAAUAAUAGAUUAUAAAAUAAAAUAUUUUGUUUUAAUUUCAGUUCAAAUUUAAUCUUAUCCUUAGUUUUUCAUCCCAGAUCUCCCUGUUUUUAUUCUGUUUAAGUAGGAAAUCAAUUUAAUUUUGAAUGAAUAA
Molecule: messenger RNA, 5828 nt
Organism: Melanotaenia boesemani (Boeseman's rainbowfish)
Lineage: Eukaryota; Metazoa; Chordata; Actinopteri; Atheriniformes; Melanotaeniidae
Gene: lgr4
Product: leucine-rich repeat containing G protein-coupled receptor 4
Exons: 18
Coding region: 576-3509 (977 amino acids)
Biological process (GO): G protein-coupled receptor signaling pathway
Cellular component (GO): membrane
Molecular function (GO): G protein-coupled receptor activity; protein binding
Source: RefSeq, a predicted model, not a curated record